This is a messenger RNA of Cryptomeria japonica (Japanese cedar), 557 nucleotides long. Its product is annotated as histone H4. Lineage: Eukaryota; Viridiplantae; Streptophyta; Pinopsida; Cupressales; Cupressaceae. The transcript has a single exon. Gene Ontology annotation, cellular component: nucleosome. The coding region runs from base 67 to 378 and encodes 103 amino acids. Gene Ontology annotation, molecular function: protein heterodimerization activity; structural constituent of chromatin; DNA binding. Gene Ontology annotation, biological process: nucleosome assembly. The record is from RefSeq and is a predicted model, not a curated record.
ACUUCUAUUUAACCGCGUUUCAUUCAAUUUGUCUGCAUUCACAGGAUUUUGAAGAGAGAAGGAAAAAUGUCAGGAAGAGGAAAGGGCGGCAAGGGUUUGGGGAAGGGAGGCGCCAAAAGGCACAGGAAAGUACUCCGCGAUAACAUCCAGGGCAUCACUAAGCCUGCCAUUAGACGUCUGGCCAGGAGAGGGGGCGUUAAGCGUAUCAGCGGCCUCAUUUAUGAGGAAACCAGGGGUGUACUGAAAAUCUUUCUGGAGAAUGUAAUCAGGGAUGCUGUUACGUAUACUGAGCAUGCACGCCGCAAGACAGUGACGGCCAUGGAUGUAGUCUAUGCUCUCAAGAGGCAGGGCAGGACUUUGUACGGAUUCGGCGGUUAAAUAUUGCCGAGGUCGAAGUUUUAAUAGUGUUUCUGUAACGCCGUCUCAACAAUUGAAAUGCUUGUGGUGUGCACAGGGCUGUUAGAAUGGUUAAAUGCAGUUGCUCUUUUUUUGUUCUAUGAAGAAUGAAUAUAUUGUAAUUUUUUUUCUGUUUAAUUAUAAUAUGGCAACAUUGUUAA